AUGUUGCUCGACGUUGUCCUAUCAAUAAUUCUUGUCGGCUUUCUCAACUACCAGUUCGAAGCCGCUUUUCGAAUGUCGUUCUAUGGAGAUGUACAGGCGAGACGGGACACUCAACGUAUGCAGAUUGUUCGAGAUCAAGCGGAUUGGUUGCUCAACAACGUCAUUCCAGCGCAUGCAGUUGAAAGUCUCAAAACGGACACUAAAUACAGUGAGAAUCAUGAGUCAACGGCAGUGCUGUUUGCCAGUAUCACGAACUGGAAUGACAUGUAUGAAGAAAAUUUCGAAGGAGGACGUGAAUUCUUGAGAGUUCUGAAUGAGGUGAUUGGAGACUUUGACGAGCUCCUUGACCGGCCAGAAUUCUGUCAUAUAGAAAAGAUUAAAACUAUAGGAGCAGCAUAUAUGGCAGCCAGUGGUCUGAAUCCGGAGCGAAAACGAAAUAUGGAACACCCGAAAGAACAUCUCUACCAGGUAUGUUCAUAUCGCACCACAGCCAUCUGA
This is a messenger RNA of Cooperia oncophora, 498 nucleotides long. Lineage: Eukaryota; Metazoa; Nematoda; Chromadorea; Rhabditida; Trichostrongylidae. The record is from the annotation of a GenBank genome assembly.